This is a messenger RNA of Ananas comosus (pineapple), 1446 nucleotides long. RefSeq names its product basic leucine zipper 19-like. Lineage: Eukaryota; Viridiplantae; Streptophyta; Magnoliopsida; Poales; Bromeliaceae. Gene Ontology annotation, molecular function: DNA binding; DNA-binding transcription factor activity. Gene Ontology annotation, cellular component: nucleus. Gene Ontology annotation, biological process: positive regulation of DNA-templated transcription. The record is from RefSeq and is a predicted model, not a curated record. Bases 248 to 997 code for a protein of 249 amino acids. The transcript has 4 exons.
CGCUCAAAUUAACUACGACGCCUAUGGAGAUCGCAAGUACAUUAAUGGAUAUAUAUGUGUUGUAGAGAGAAGAGGUGUACGUCAUAGAGGAGAUCGCUUCACGUCUAUUUCCCUACUAUACCCAUAAUACUGAGUUUUUGCAAGUAUAGGGAUCUUAGCAUUUACACAAACCAUAUUGCAUAAAAUAUGGUUUCACUGUAGCAUUGCGAACUACUGGGCUUGUUUGGUUCUCGUUCGCUUCAGCAAAAUGGCGCAGUUGCCUCCGAAGGUCCCCAACAUCACGCCCACUCACCAGCCGGCGGCGCCGUGGGCCAGCGAGUUCCUCGGCUUCUCCGCCGCCAGGCGCGGGGCCCACCGCCGGUCGGUGAGCGACUCCGUCGCAUUUCUCGAGGAGUGCGUCGGCAGGGGUGGCGAAGGACUCGGCGGCUUCGACAACAACGACGACCAGCUCAUGGCCAUGUUCCCCGAUGACGCGGCGCCGGUCGUGUCGUCGCCGUCGGACCGCAGCGGCGUGAAUGGCAUGCCGUGCGAGGAGGCGGAGCCGACCGCGGGGGCGCCGCCGCAGGAAGAGACGACGGCGGCGGAGAAGAUAGUUGACCCCAAGAGGGUUAAAAGGAUAUUGGCGAAUAGGCAAUCGGCGCAGAGAUCGCGAGUGCGGAAGCUGCAGUACAUCUCCGAGUUAGAACGGAGCGUGACGACGCUGCAGACGGAGGUUUCUGCGUUGUCCCCUCGAGUGGCCUUUCUGGAUCACCAGCGCUCGCUGCUCACGGUCGGCAACAGCCAUCUUAAGCAGCGCAUUGCUGCCCUCGCCCAAGAUAACAUUUUUAAAGAUGCUCACCAAGAGGAACUAAAGAAGGAGCUUGAGAGAUUGCGAGAAGUGUAUUAUCAGCAGAAGCUCAGGAACAUGGACGCACCGGAUUUUGAUGCUUCAGUACAUUUGGAGAAAGAGCUCCUCAACUUCGAGGGAACUACUUGCACAUUGGGCCCAACUCCGUGACUCUCUUAUUUAUGAUUGUGGCGAUGAUCAUGGAAGGAAUUCGUUGCGAAUAACCUUGUUAAGUAUGUCUGCUUCCGAACGUAAAUGAGAGUAGAAAUUAAAUUGAAAAGAUUGAUUCUUCCCACAACGUAUGAGGCCCGCACCCUCGUGAUUUGUAUAAAUUUCUUAACAAUUUAGGCGCUUCCAAUUACUUCUAAAAGACGUCAUAGACCAAGGUGGUGGCGGUGGUGGAGGUCGUACUCAUCUGUUAGUUUUAUUUGUUUAUUCCUUGAUUUUUCAUAAUUGAUUAAUUUUGGUUUUAUUUAGUUUUGAUAUUGGGGAUUUACAAGAAUUCUAAUGAAAUGCACGGGCCGAAGGGUUUAUCAGAUUAAUUUUUCCGUUGUUCCAAAUGCCAUUUUAUACAGUAACAAGUUUUUUUUUUUUUCUAUUUUUUUUCUCUUUUUCUUUUU